AUGAUCGACGCUGAAAAUAUCAACGAUGUCUUAAAUACUGAUAUCCGAACACCUAUCCCCGAAUCGAUUGUAUCGAAGAUCUUGUCCUUGCCACCCUUCGUGAUCGUGCCUGGUGUAUCCAAUCUCCGAGACUUAAGCCGUGAGAACGAGCUAAGACCGGGAUAUGUCUACCGAUCCGGUAAUCUAUCGGAUGUUUCUCCUGAAGGAAAAUCUAUCCUAGCUAAUGAUCUCGGCAUUACUACGAUAUUUGAUCUGCGGAAUCAAGGCGAAAGGGAGCGGGCUCCUAGUCCAGAAAUAGACGGCAUCGAGACAAUAUGGAUGCCCUAUGGGGCCAGGCCUGCAACAUUGAACCUACGAGAUUUUGCCAAGGAUGAUCAAGCUGCACCUGGGUUCGUGGCGAUGUAUAUGGGUAUUCUAAAUGCAGCUAAGCCUAUAUUCACCGAGGUUUUCACUCAUAUCAGAGAUGAGCCUAACGAUCCAUUUAUGUAUCAUUGUUCGGCUGGAAAGGACCGGACUGGAGUAUUAUCAGCACUUAUUUUCCUCCUCAUUGGCCGACAUUACGAUGAAAUUAUCAACGAUUACAUGUUGACCCGCCUAGCGCUGGAAGGCACGCGGGAAAAUUUGACUCGUGCGCUGGGUCUAGAUCUAGAUAUAUCUACCGAUCAAUUAAGCCCGGAGGCAAAUGGCAUACUUGAACUAAGUGGAGUCCGAGCACAGGCCAUGGAGGCUUUUCUGAAGACCUUCGAGGCCACUUACGACGGCGGCGUCGAGAAGUUUUUGACUAGUGACCUCGGGUUCUCACCCGAUGACAUCGCGUUGAUGCGCAAGAACUUAAAUCAACGUUAA
Molecule: messenger RNA, 846 nt
Organism: Penicillium angulare
Lineage: Eukaryota; Fungi; Ascomycota; Eurotiomycetes; Eurotiales; Aspergillaceae
Product: tyrosine-protein phosphatase
Exons: 2
Coding region: 1-846 (281 amino acids)
Biological process (GO): dephosphorylation
Molecular function (GO): phosphoprotein phosphatase activity
Source: RefSeq, a predicted model, not a curated record